Messenger RNA from Funneliformis geosporum, 1794 nucleotides. The record is from the annotation of a GenBank genome assembly. NCBI's taxonomy places the organism in Eukaryota, Fungi, Glomeromycota, Glomeromycetes, Glomerales, Glomeraceae.
AUGUAUGAAUUAAAUAAUAUAGAAGGAAAUGGAAAAGAUGCUGCUGCUGCUGACUAUUCUUCAACAAAAUAUACUUCAUUAGAAUCUUCGCCGUCAAAUAUAUCAACCAAACGUUCUGUAAAAUUGAAUCCUCCAUUAUGGAACACGUUGGAAUUUUAUAUUCAUUUCUUUAUCGUAAUCACUUCCAUUAUGUAUAUGUUUUAUGUAGGAUAUCAUAUAAGUAAAGAAACGAAUCCAAAUUAUGAUAGAUAUUCUAAAAGAUUAGAAAAUGGAUGGUUCUUUGGACGUAAAGAUAACAGUGACGCACAAUUUGCAUCAUUUCGAAAUCAUUAUGGAGUCUUACUAUUAGCUUUAAUAUCUUAUUUAUUUCUUUCCCAUUUAUAUCGAAUAUAUUUUGUACCAAAGUCCCCUGCGAAAUUAUCAACGCAACCACUUCGCAGAACCUAUUUUUUCCUGUCAUUUGCAUUAAUAUUCCUUUAUAUUCUUUAUGGAAAUAGUUUAAUUAAAAUAUUGAUUAUCUUGAGUAUUAAUUUUUUAAUUCCAGUGACAUUGCAAGGAUCAAAGUUGAAUCCUAUCAUUACUUGGAUCUUUAAUUUGGCUGUUUUAUUUGCUAAUGAAAGAUAUGACGCGUAUAAAUUUAAAUGGAUUAAUGAAAACCUCACAUUUUUGGAUGCUAACGUAGGAUUAUUAGCUCGAUGGGAUGUCACAUUUAACAUUUGCAUGUUACGUAUGGUGUCAUUUAAUAUGGACUAUUAUUGGUCAUAUCAUCCCUCACCAGAUUCGACUGAGGUAAUCUUGGGAGAUUCAUAUGUAAAUAAUGAUUGUUUUCUUCUUUGGGCAUCACGAGACAACAAACUCAAUUUAGAUCAUGCCCCAUUAACGGAAAAAGAUAGAAUUAUAGGAUCAUGUUUUAAAGAGGAUUACAAUUAUAUUAAUUUUUUAAGUUAUAUAUUGUAUACGCCUUUAUUUCUUGCUGGACCCAUCAUCUCUUUUAAUAAUUUCAUUUCUCAGUUGAGGUAUCCAAAAGAAAUUGACAUUAAAUCAACAUUCAUUUAUGGAGUUAGAUUAUUAGCGGCUAUACUUACGAUGGAAAUAAUGUUACAUUUUAUUUAUGUUGUAGCUAUAAGUAAAUCAAGAGCAUGGAUGGGUUUUACUCCUUUUGAAUUAAGUAUGGUUGGAUUUUUCAAUCUAAAAUAUAUUUGGUUAAAAUUGUUGAUUAUAUGGAGAUUUUUUAGAUUUUGGGCGAUGGCCGAUGGAUUCGAAGUACAAGAGAAUAUGUUGAGAUGCAUGUUAAAUAACUAUUCUACAUCGGGAUUUUGGAGAAGUUGGCACAGAAGUUACAAUAGGUGGCUUAUUAGAUAUAUUUAUAUUCCACUUGGAGGGGCAAAAUAUUCAACAUAUAAUAUGUUGAUAAUAUUUACAUUUGUCGCAUUAUGGCAUGAUAUAUCAUUAAAAUUAUUAGCAUGGGGUUGGCUAAUCUGGAUAUUUAUUUUGCCUGAAACUAUAGUUACUAGGAUAUUCACCGAAAAGAGGUUUGGAGAUUACCCAUAUUAUAGACAUUUAUGUGCAGUUGGUGGUGUAUUAAAUUUACUCACCAUGUGGGCUGCAAAUUUGGUCGGAUUUGCCGUUGGUUUAGAUGGUAUGAAAGUAUUGUUAAGUGAUAUUUUUAGAACAUCUGAUGGUCUUAUAUCACUCGGUUUAUGUUGCAUUUCUAUAUUUUGUGCUGUACAAAUAAUGUUUGAAAUCCGAGAAGAGGAGAAAAGAAAGAACUUUAACCAAGAGAUUAGAUAUUAA